AUGUCGGCCUCACAACCCGGACCCGUCGACUCGUACAAGUCUCAGUGGGCUCGUUAUGUGUCGCGCGCAUAUUUUGAAAAGGACGUCAAUCUGGUGACAGCGAGAUUGGGCGAUAUGGAUUUGGGUGAGGAGUACAAUGGACUGAUCAAUAACGGCGUCGCUGGUCUCGCCAAGGUUACCGAGAAACUCACCACCGGAGGCCUUACCCCAGAUAACGCUGGAGAAUUCAAAGUGGGCAUUGUGGGAGCCGGCGUCGCGGGACUCUUCACUGCGCUCCUGCUCGACUGGGUUUGCGAGAAAGUUGAAGGACUCAAGAUUGAGUAUGAUAUUCUCGAGGCCGCCGACAGCAAGCGGUUCGGCGGUCGAUUGUUUACUCACUAUUUCGAUGAUCCUCCUCAGCGGGUGCACGACUACUAUGAUGUUGGUGCCAUGCGUUUCCCGGAUAACGACGUUAUGGACAGGACCUUUCGUCUCUUCAAGUUUUUGGGUAUUGACAAAAUAAAAAAGGGAGAGAAAAGCCCCCGCAAAGAACCCAACGACCCUCCUGUUCUAGUCCCGUAUUUCAUGGAAGACACUGAAGAUGUCUGUCCUGCAAUGUUUAACGACCGUCGCACUGUUGGCCGGGUUUAUAAGACGGAAGGGGUCAUAGACCCUUACGAACUAAACAAGGGCAUUCCAGACGAUCAAAAGAUUCCAGAUCAUCUCCUCAAGAAGGAUCCUAGCGACCUCUUCACAGCAGCUAUCCAGCAGUACAUCGAUGCUGUGAAAGACGGUCUGGACAAUCGCAAGACCGCCCCGUCGCUUGAUGCCAGUUCUGCGAAGACUAACAAGACCAAAAUGUCUGGAGGCGAAGAUUUGUUCUGGAAGAUGCUUCGGCAGUCAGAUAGAAUGAGUGUCCGCCAGUUCCUGCUUUCCACAGAUAAUCCGUCCCUUGUGACCCCUGAAUUGCCUGAGGGAAUCCAAGGCCCCGGAUAUAGCUACAAUACCGUGCAGUGGAUGGAGACAGCGACAUACGGAACUGGCUGGUACGACCAAUCGCUUACUGAAGCUGUUCUGGAGCACUUGGAUUUCGAUACCAAGAAGCCUAUCAACGAUCACUGGUGGUGUGUUGAUGGUGGUGCUCAGAAAAUCGCCGAGGUAAUGAUGAAGAAGCUCAAGAACCCAGAAUGCAUCAAAUUCAACAAUCAGGUCGUUGCCAUGGACGCACACACCAGUCUGCCACGUCUCAAGACUGAGGAAAUCACGCUCAGGAUUCGCGAUACCACGGCAGAGCCCAAGAGCCUCGAUGGAGAAAGAAACGAGAAUUACUUCACUGUUUUCAAUUCUACGACCCUUGGAUCUAUGGAUCGAAUGGACUUGUCGAAAGCGGGUCUGCUAUGGGAUACGAAGCAAGCAAUCCGUUGUCUGGGUUACGGUGCUUCGUGCAAGGUCUGCGUUUACCCAUCAUACAACGUCAACGAUUCCAUACACGAGCCUGCGGUUCUGCUUGUCUCUUACACGUGGGGUCAAGAGGCGCAGCGGAUUGCGAGUCUGAUAUCGUCCAAUACUCCCACCGGGGAAGAAGAGCUCAAGAAAAUACUUCUUCAUGACUUGGCAAUGCUACAUUCAAGUGUGGCAAGCCCCUACGAAGAAACCCUAAACCUCAUCACCAGGCUCUACGACACCCACCACGCCUAUGAUUGGUACCGGGACUCUCACAUGGCGGGCGCAUUUGCAUACUUUGGGCCGUGCCAGUUCUGGGACCUUUACCCGGCCAUCACGAAGCCCAACGCCUUUGGACAGCUGUAUUUCGUGGGAGAAGCGGCAUCCGCGCAUCACGCUUGGGUCGUUGGCGCCCUUGAGAGUGUCGUCCGCGCGGCCUGGUGUAUGUUCGACCUCCUCCACCAAGGAAGCAAAAAAGACCCCAAAUUUGGAAAGGAGGGGUACAAGCCAUAUCUUAAGGCAAUGGACCUACUGGCAAACGAUUCUGAGGAGAACCUGCCGUUUUACCCGCUGCCUACGGAGUUGCCUAUGCGUCGCAAGGGUGAAACAGCCGACGAUGUUGACUUGGACGACCACCCCGACCGUAAUGGCAAGGAUAACCCAAUGAAAUUCGGCGCGGCGUUUUGCAUCAUCAGUGUCAUUGAAUCUAUCCUUGACGAAUUGGAUAAGGCAACUGGAGAACAGUCAUUGGAACAGUUUCUCUAA
Colletotrichum spaethianum is the source of this 2187-nucleotide messenger RNA. Its product is annotated as putative bifunctional amine oxidase. NCBI's taxonomy places the organism in Eukaryota, Fungi, Ascomycota, Sordariomycetes, Glomerellales, Glomerellaceae. The transcript has 6 exons. Bases 1 to 2187 code for a protein of 728 amino acids. The record is from RefSeq and is a predicted model, not a curated record. Gene Ontology annotation, molecular function: polyamine oxidase activity; L-amino-acid oxidase activity. Gene Ontology annotation, biological process: amino acid catabolic process.